Lymnaea stagnalis (great pond snail) is the source of this 3431-nucleotide messenger RNA. The record is from the annotation of a GenBank genome assembly. Lineage: Eukaryota; Metazoa; Mollusca; Gastropoda; Lymnaeidae.
GAUUCGUUUAGUUUUAACUGUAAGAAAGAGCUUCUUGCUGUUGCCUCUCUCGCCAGUAACAGAAAGGUAAGUUACUAUGAGUUAUUUGAUGAAUUAAAAAGAAAUGAUGUUGAAUAGCGCCUAAAAAUUUAAACUGUGAAUUGUCUCUAAUAAUCCCAUAUGUGUCCUAACAGCCUAACACAUAAAUAUUAGAUUACGACGAGAUACAUACUGAUUGAUAAGGAUAAUAAUAAAUAAUUAAGUUGAUAUUACUGAGUGAUCAAAAAACAAAUUAAGAAGACAUUAUGAGAUAAUCAUAUGUCUUACCUUGAGCCUUUUGUACAAACAUUGACAUAAAGGAACAUCUAUUGACGUGCAAACAAAUUGUGAUGCUCUCAUCAGGAUGUUUGUUAUUUCAAGUAUUCACAUCUAAGACACGCAUUUAAUGAUUUGGGUGGCACGCAUAUGAAACUUAAGGAGUUUUCUAAUUAAUACAUUCGUAAGAAGAGACAAAGACGAUAUAUCAAUUUUAAAAUAUACGAAGAAAAGGUCAAUAUUUGUGUUUUGUUCUAUAGCUAUACAAUUGUUUAUAAUAAGUCAUGGGUUAACAAGAUGCAUUGCUUCAUUGUGAAAUGAAAAAAAAAGUUAAAAUUAGAUAAAUCAUGCAUGUCUAAAUAAGCAUAAACUGGAAUAUUAAAUAGAACAACAUAUUCAACUAUUAAAAUUUUGUUCUUUAUUUUACUAAUCGAAUAUUCAUAAUAUCCCACCAAGGUUCAGAUUUUGCUGAUGGCUAUGGAAAGCACAUUGCAAGUCACUGUGUGCAAAGAGACCAGUCUACUUUUACUAGGCAAAACUGGACAUGGUAAAAGUGCUACAGGAAAUACUAUUUUAGGGCGAAUAGCUUUCGCAAAAUCAGACAGAGCCAGCUCAAAAACAAUAAAGGCCACAUUAAAUUGUUCAGAUAGGGAAGAUGGCACCCGCAUUAGGGUUGUGGAUACACCUGGUGUUAUGGACACCGAGAUACAUAAUGACCAGACACUCCCUAAAAUUUUCGAGGCAAUGAGUUUGUGUCCAAACGGAUUCCAGGCGCUGAUUUUGGUCACAAAAUUCGGCAUCAGAUACACAAAAGAGGAAAGAGACACUUUGGAAGUUUUGAAAGAAUAUUUUGGAUCCAACUUUCUUAAAGACUUCGGUGUUGUCGUCAUGACGCAAGGGGAUAAUUUUGACAUCAAUCACGAAAAGGAUAAAAUCACAUUCAAAGAUUGGCUGGAGAAACCAGAUAAAAAAGAACAAGAUGACUCCUUUGCUAAACUUCUCGCAGAAUGCAACCACAGGUGUGUCCUGUUCUACAAUCUAGGAAAAAAGUAUGAUGCUAAAAGAAAACUUUGUGUAAAAGAACUUUUAGAACUUAUUGAUGUUGAAAUACCCACUCCUUAUAAAAGUGAACAUAUUGAGAAGGCAAACGCAAUGAGGAGAAAAGUUAUUACAAAACUGAGGACACCCGUGCUAUGUACAACAAUACAGGAACAACUGAGCCUGCUCAUUGAGCAGAUUGAGAGAGACAUACAAGCCGAUACAUUCUCAUAUCGAGUCAUGUUGGCAAAGCUCCAAAAACUUGAUGAGGAAGUUGAUAGUGUUAGAGGGGAAUUAAAAGAAACACCUGAGACAUUAUCUUUGAAAAAUUGUAUAGAAUCUUUAAUAGAAAAUCUGUAUGCUAUGCAUUUAGCCGAUGAAAGAGAGAUACAAAGGGCUGAGCUAAAGGAAAUGUUAAAAAACUUAACGAUGCUGAAGGAAACUUCUGAUGAAAUCGAUGUUUUUUUCUCGAGUGAGUUUCAUAUUUAUGCAUCAUUUUUGAAAUCGACUAUUCUAAGCCUCGGAUUUCCAAGCAAUUUUUUUCAAAAUGUUGAAACUGAAUCAGAAAAGAUGUUUAACAAAUCGUUAGCUAAUCUGAAACAGCAAAGUGAUGAAAAUAAUGACGCAAAGGAACGUCAAAUAAAAUCAUAAUCGAGUUUAUACAUGUCCACAGAGUGGUCUUGAGAGUGCAAAACAAACGUGUUUUUUUGGAAACCUGAAGUAUUAAACUAAAUGGACUGGAAAUAAAACGUAAAGGAACUUUUUCUUAAGUCUACACAUAGACAAUUAUAUCAUGUAUGCAAAUUAAAAUCUCUUACACACGAAAAGGGACAAAUAAUAUUUAAAACUUUAAAUCUAAAUGAUUAUCAUACGUUAAUGUGGUAAUGCAACUAUUAAAACAUUUUUCUUCCAAAAGUGCUUGUAUGUAAAAAGUUUAACGAAUGCUGUAUUUCCUUUAAAUAUUCAGGAGAAAAUCUUUUAGAUUAAUUCGAUAGUGACAGUGGUUAUCGAUGACGUCCUAAUGAAAAUUUAACACACAUAAAAAAAGAUUUCUAUUCAACACCUUCUUUUCUUUAUGCCUUUUUACCCGUCCGGGGCAUGGGCUUUCCUCAAUAAUUUUCCACUCAUCACGGUCCUGUGCUUUCCUUUCCAAUUGUUUCCAGGUGUAUCCCAUAGUUUGCAUGUCCGCAUCUAGCUCGCGUCUUCGUGUAUUGUUAAUGACAUUUGAAGAAUGGUUGCGGAAAAGCAGCUUGUGAGAACAAACAGAGUGAAGCAUUUGACGAGCUGCUGAAGGAGUGCAACAAAAGAUGCGAGGCGUGGUCAAGCUUUUAGACAUUGUUGAACACAUGUCUCAGGUGUAUACGAUUGAUCAUGUUAAGUUGGUUAGCCAAUCGCGAGAAGUGUUGGUUACAAGACUUGGUGCACCUGGGUUGGACACAGGGGUACAAGAAAAACUGAGCCUGCUCAUGGAACAGAUUGUUUGUUGUUGUUGUUGUUCGUCCGUCAAAGUCGACUAGGACCAUCGCGUCAGCCGGUUAGGGCGAGGUUGGGAUUACGGUGAGCUCGUAGGUGGCUUGCUAGACCGAUCCUUGCUCGGAAUAAUCUAUGACACCGUGGGCAUGGAAUAGUUGCUUCAGGCGGUGACCUAAUGUUGCUCUUUCGGACAAGCCUGGGUGUCUCAGCUGUGGUUAUUCUAUAAGCUUCAUUGGAUUUAGCCCCCUUCUUGACAGCAGCUCUCCACCUGGCUCUGUCCUGGGCUGUCAGCACCCAUUGAGUAGGGUUUAUGCUGAAGGCCUUUAAUGCCACUUUCAGUGAGUCUUUGUAACGCUUUUUUUGACCUCCUUGGGAGCGCUUGCCUAUCGUUAGUUCUCCGAAGAAUAAUUGUUUCGGGAGCCGGUGGUGUUCCAUACGGGCUACGUGUCCCAUCCAACGGAAAAUCAAGUCCUUUAAUUUUUUAUAUCUCACACGGUAAUUUCAAUAUCUUAUGAUUGAAUGAUUCAUUUUAGCUGCAGAAAAAUAUCAAAAGAAUUAACUAUUUAUUAAGUAGAGAAAUUAGGGCUCUAUUGAUAAUAUGUAAUUUAAGUUAUUGCAAGGCAAAG